Molecule: messenger RNA, 6827 nt
Organism: Haliotis rubra (blacklip abalone)
Lineage: Eukaryota; Metazoa; Mollusca; Gastropoda; Lepetellida; Haliotidae
Product: rap guanine nucleotide exchange factor 4-like
Biological process (GO): Ras protein signal transduction; positive regulation of GTPase activity
Cellular component (GO): plasma membrane
Molecular function (GO): guanyl-nucleotide exchange factor activity
Source: RefSeq, a predicted model, not a curated record
AAACAAAGAAAUGGCGGUAGAUUACUCUAGGAUUGAACGCAUGCCGCGACCUUGACCUUCUGAUGAACACAGAUGACUCUGGCGGGAGCAAUGACCUGAGCCGCUCAUGGAAAACCCUCACUCGUACAACUGGGAGCGGACCGAUAGAGAUCCGUGCGUGGAGCUGUAAACACUGGGCAGCGGUGGUGAAGCCUGGGAUACGAUUUCGGAACUGAAAUACUGUGUCAUCUUCCGAUAUCAGUGUUUGUGUGAAGAAUAACCGUUUGACCUGUUCUUGAACUGGUCGAGUCAUCAUUGAUCCUGUGAUGCUCCCGCGAGUGAUGUGAUUCAGGCGAUAUUUCGUAACGAGUGUAUCGGACUUAAGGCUGCACGGGUGUUCAGAGCUGAAACACAUUUGACGCGCCCUGUCAGCAUCAACCGAUUAAUGACGUCACGGCAAUUCAGAGAGAAACCCCAAACAUGUCUACUCGGAGGCAAAAACACUCGAGGCAGCUUGCUGAGGACACUGCUGAGAACAGUUUAUGUGUAAAUGCUCAAACUUAAACACACAACUAUCAACAGGUUUGACAGAUACUAUGUGGACCAAUCGGGACCAGUGGCGUGUUUCUGAGUGCCUGUCAAGCUUCUGACAGUGGAAACUUGGAUGCUCCAAAAUGUAAACUAGUACCUCAUGGGCCAUUGUGUGAUUGGGAGUGGUCACCCUCUGUGUGCUGUUAGGUAAUUACAAGGAUUACUACUUCCAUGUUGAAAAGAUCCACCCUGUGUACGUGUGGGUGUGUUGCAAGGUCCUAAGACUCAAGUUUGGGACAUUUAAUGAGCAAUGUAAGCAUAUAAUCUGAGAAUGUCAAAGGGAAGUUGUUGACAGAUAAUUGGUGAUUGCUGACAUUCUGUGGGAGGCCAAGCCAUGUUAAUUAGAGCUCAGGCAGCUGGCACUGCAGGGAUUACAGGCAGAUGUGUGAUGUGUAAGAGCUGAGUCCAAGUCUUGGACCUGAGAAUAGGUGUGUGUUCUAGCUGAACUUAUGAGUUAAGUUCUGCAGCUGAAUCUAGAAGUUGUGUAUCUGAAUUGUGUUUAGGAGAGAAGCACUCGAGCUGAGUGUAGAAGCUGUAUGUUCUGAGUUUGUUAGGCAAGCUGUGAAAGCUUCCAGUUGGCUUUGAUCUGAGUAUGAAAGCCUGGUUUUAGAGCUCAGAGUACAUACUGUGUGUGUGAUUGGAGUUCAGGAGACAAAUUUUGGAGCUGAGUUCAGGAGCUGAGUCAAGGAGAUUAGUCAAGGAGGCAACUUCAGGAGCUGAAUCAAAGAAAAGUAUUUCAGAAUUGAAUCAAGGAGCUGCAUUCAGGAGGCAGAUCAGGAACUGAGUCAGAAACAGUGUUUGCUGAGGCAUUGACUGGAUAAUAAGCAAGCCUCAGUCUAGAAAAUCAUGAUCCAUCAUACAUACAGCAUCAACAGUGACAACCUCACAACGUCUUCAGCGUAACAUCAUGGUGGCGGAAUGGAUAGCCUGUCUGGACAAGAGGCCCGCAGACAGGAGUGGAGAGGACCUCGACAUCAUCUACUCCCGCCUCAAAGACAUCAAGGCCCUGGAGAAGUUCCACCCUCUGCUGCUGCAACAAAUUUGUUACUAUGGUUACUACGAAGACCUGGAGAAGGGUGUCACAUUGUUCCGUCAGGGCGAUGUCGGCACCAACUGGUACACCGUUCUGUCUGGUUCCCUGGAAGUCACGGUAUCGGAGUCGGGCAAUCAGAAGGAUGCUGUGACUCUCUGUAUCCUGGGAGCCGGGACAUCGUUUGGCGAAGCAAUCCUCACCAAUAAACCCCAUCAUGCAACAGUAGUUACACGAGACUACACAGAACUCAUUCGUGUCGAGCAAAAGGACUUCAAGAUACUGUGGGAUAGAAACAAACAGUUAAUGGAGGGAGUACUGACACCUCUAAGUGCCUUGCCUCUAGAUGUAAACACAAAGCGCCCUGGUGAUAUGAGGAAACAUACAACUAAAUCUGUGUACUCAACAGCAACUGACAUUGAUGACCUCCCGAACCCUGCUGCUCCCAUCACAGCUAUGCCUUCGGAGAAGUUAUUACAUGGAGGUCACGUGAUACGAACAGUGCUACUGACACGAGCUCCCCACAUGAUCCGAGACAGGAAGUAUCACCUCCGUACCUAUCGCAGAUGCAUGGUGGGAUCUGAAAUGGUGGACUGGCUGCUGCAGCCAAGUACCCUCGUCCACUCCCGGAACCAGGCGGUGGGCAUGUGGCAAGCCCUUCUGGAGGAGGGGGUCAUUGUACAUGUGUGUCAUCAGCAUCAGUUCAAAGACAAGUACUUGUUCUAUCGGUUCUGUGAGGACGACGAGGGGGUGGGGACGGUACCGACGUCGGGGGUGAGGAAGGAAUGUGAGGAGGAAUUGGGGGAGACCCUGGCACUGCUGGCACAAAUCGGACCUGAUGCCAUGAUGAGGAUGAUACUGCGUAAACCGGCCCAUGAACGGACACCCGAGGACCUGGAGAUCAUCUACGAGGAGCUGCUGCACAUCAAGGCUCUGUCUCACUUGUCCACUAUGGUGAAGAGGGAACUGGCCAGUGUCCUUCUCUUUGAAUCCCAUGCCAAGGCUGGAACUGUCUUGUUCAACCAGGGAGAUGAGGGCAAGUCAUGGUACAUCAUCCUCAAGGGAUCCGUCAAUGUUGUCAUAUACGGCAAGGGGAUUGUGUGCACUCUUCAUGAAGGUGAUGACUUUGGCAAGCUUGCACUCGUGAAUGAUGCCCCAAGAGCUGCCACAAUUGUCUUGAGAGAAGACAGCUGUCACUUUCUUCGUGUUGACAAAGACGAUUUCAACAGGAUUUUGAGGGACGUGGAGGCUAAUACAGUGCGUCUGAAGGAGCAUGGAGAAGACGUACUGGUCCUGGAGAAGAUCCCUACAAACAUUGAAGGCCCUGACGGGACUGUGCGGGCUCACUACAAGUAUUCGGUGAUGGCUGGGACACCUGAGAAGAUGCUGGAGCACCUGCUGGAGACCUGGCUGCCGGUAGAGAAGUCCACGGAGGAUACGGCCCUGGAGGUGGCUGCCCUCUCCAAACGUAAGCAUAAUUUCCUGGAAGAUUUUUUGCUGACUCAAGUGAUCUUUAUGCCCAAUGAGAGACUGUGCCAGGCUCUGAUGAACCACUACCAUGCUGCGGCCACACAGGGAACUGACCAGGAGAUAGCCGAGUACAUGGAGACUCACAAGCGCAGUGUGGUCCUGUUUGUACAAGAGUGGCAGAACGUUGUUUGUGAAGAUUUUUAUGAUGAUAAGGUCAUCAGGCAUUUUAUGGAGGAGCUGCAGCAUGCUGUUGAAGAAGACAGCAUCAUCUACCCAGCUCUGUCAGAGGAGCUGGAGCUCCUGGAGAUGAUUGCUGUGCAGUCAAAAAGCAAUUCUCCACCGGAAGGGAAGCUGGCCAAAAGAAAGAUUACUCCAGUGCUGAUCCUCAGCCGGAAGGCCUCCAAGAUCAGUCUGAGUGAAACUUCCAAGAAGAGGAGACCCAUUAAGCCCUCAGAUGAAAACAUCUUCAAGGUGUAUUGUGCUGAUCACACCUACAGCACCAUCAAGGUUCCCAUGGAUACGGUUGUGGCAGAGAUCGUAGCCCAUGCUCAGGAGAAGCUGUGUCUGGGAGAUGACUUGGUUCUGUGCGAGGUCAAGUCUACUGGAGAACGAAUCAUAUACAAGAACAUUGAUCUGUGUGUGAUAACAGGCCUGAGCCUUAAUGGGCGGCUGUUUGUGACCCCACGGGAGCACCUUGACGCCCUGACCCCACUUCCGGAACAAGAAGGUCCGAACACUGGCACGGCAGCCCUACUGGAGAUGAUGAGCACCAAGGAAGUGGCGUACCAAGUCACUCAGUAUGACUGGGAGCUGUUCAUGUGUGUCCAUGAGUAUGAGCUGAUCUAUCAUGUGUUUGGUCGUCAUAAGUUCAACAAAAUCACAGCCAACCUGGACUUGUUUCUCCGACGCUUCAAUGAGAUCCAGUACUGGGUCGUCACGGAGAUGGUGCUAACACAGAAUGUCAGCAAACGGGUCCAGCUGCUUCGCAAGUUCAUCAAGAUCGCUGCACAUUGCAAAGAGCAUAAGAACAUUCAGUCCUUCUUUGCCAUUGUGAUGGGACUGAGCAACAUAGCAGUCAGCAGGCUGUCACAGACAUGGGAGAAGUUGCCAAACAAGUUCAAACGAAUGUUUGCUGAGUUUGAAACUAACAUGGACCCAUCCCGCAACCACCGAUCAUACAGAGUGAAUGCUUCCAAGAUGACUCCUCCAAUCAUUCCUUUCAUGCCACUCCUGAUGAAAGAUAUGACCUUCACCCAUGAAGGAAAUAAGACCUACUUUGACCGUCUGGUCAACUUUGAGAAGAUGCACAUGAUUGGCCAGACGAUAAAGACAGUGCGUGUGUGUCGCAGUGUACCUUUUGAUAUGGAGCUUCCCCCAUCACUGAAGACAAGCCCUGAUGUGAGGAGCUAUGUCAGGAAUCUCAGUGUGAUAGACAAUCAGAGGACUUUAACUCAGCUGUCUCAUAAACUUGAGCCACGGAGGACAUGACACUCAGUGGGGUGUUAGAUGUUAUUACAUGUGUUGGCCCUGCUGGAUGCUCAGCAAUGUUCCUCAAUAACCCAUACUGUGCCUUGAAACCUUGGACAUCUCCACUUCAGUGUCAUCCACCAACACUGGCUGUAGUGAGGAUACGUGACCGGGAGCAGAGAAACCUUUAAGGAACAGAUGUUGUUGUCAUGCGAGGAGAUGUCAUAGCCAUGGGAAGAGAUGUUAUCACCAUAGGUUGUGAUGUCAUAGCCAUGGGAAGAGGUGUUAUCACCAUAGGUUGUGAUGUCAUAGCCAUGGGAAGAUGUUAUCACUAUAGGUAGUGAUGUCAUAGCCAUGGGAAGAAAUGUUAUCACCAUAGGUUGUGAUGUCAUAUCCAUGGGAAGAGAUGUUAUCACCAUAGGUUGUGAUGUCAUAGCCAUGGGAAGAGAUGUUAUCACCAUAGGUUGUGAUGUCAUAGCCAUGGGAAGAGAUGUUAUCACCAAAGGUAGUGAUGUCAUAGCCAUAGGAAGAGAUGUUAUCACCAUAGGUUGUGAUGUCAUAGCCAUGGGAAGAGAUGUUAUCACCAUAGGUUGUGAUGUCAUAGCCAUGGGAAGAGAUGUUACACUGUAGGUUGUGAUGUCAUAGCCAUAUGGGAAGAGAUGUUAUCACCAUAGAUCGUGAUGUUAUUGCCAUGGGAAGCGAUGUCAUAGCCAUGGGAAGAGAUGUUAUCACCAUAAGAUAUGGUUCACUCUAGAAAGCGAUGUUAUCACCAUGAGUAGAUGUGCAAUUGCCAUGGAAGGCCAUGUUUAAUACUAUGGGAAGAUAUGUUAUCACCAUGGGAGGAUUUGUUAUCAUCAUGGGAAGAAUUAUUAUGUUAUCAUCAUGAGUAGAUGUGUAAUGACCAUGGAAGGAGAUGUUAUGACCAUGGGAAGAUAUGUUGUCAACAUGCGAACACAUGGUGUCGCAAAAAAUCAUGAAAUGUUAUGGUCAUGGCAAGAUGUGUUAUUCUUAUAGGUUGAAAUAUUAUCUCUGUAGGAGGAAACUUCACCAGGGGAAGAUAUGCUUUCACCUUGCAAAGAUAUGCUAUCACCUUGGGAAGAUAUGCUAUCACCAGGGGAGGAUAUGGUAUCACCUUGGGUAGAUAUCACUUUGUAAAGAUAUGCUACCACCAGAGGAAAGUAUGCUAUCACCUUGGGAAGAUAUGAUAUCACCAGGGGAAGAUAUGCUAUCACCUUGGGUAGAUAUCUAUCACCAGCGAAAGACAUGCCAUUACAUUGGGAAGAUAUGCUAUCACCAGGGGAAGACAUGCCAUUACAUUGGGAAGAUAUACUAUCACCAAGGGAAGAUAAGCUUUCACCAAGGGAAAAUAUGCUAUCACCUUUUGAAAAUAUGCUAUCACCAGGGGAAGAUAUGCGAUCACCAGGGGAAAAUAUGUUAUUACCUUGGGAAGAUAUGCUAUCACCAAGGGAAAAUAUGUUAUUACCUUAGGAAGAUUUGCUAUCACCAGGGGAAGAUAUGCUAUCACCUUGGGUAGAUAUGCUAUCACCUUGGAAAGAUAUGUGAUCACUAUGGGAAGUAGCUUCAAGUUGGUCCAGCUGAUUCAAUGUUCUCAUGUUUGUUAUACCCAAUGGUUGUGAUAUUAUCCAGAUAAUAUGCCAAGAUGAUGUUCAUGUGAUAUAUCCACUGUUUUAUUGUUGUGUUAUGUGGAAUAAGAUGUUAACUGAAUGAUUGGUAAACGGGAAAACAUAUAUUUUGAUCAGUGGGAAAGUCAUCUACAUGUUGAUCAAAUGGGAAAGCAUCUAUUUCAAGGUCAGAUGGGAAAGCAUCUAUCUGUAGGUCAAAUGGGAAAGCACUUAUCUGUAGGCCAAAUGGGAAAGCAUCUAUUUAUAGGGCAAAUGGGAAAGUAUCUUGCUGUAGGUCCAAUGGGAAAGCAUCUUUCUGUAGGUGCAAUGGGAAAGCAUCUUUCUGUAGGUCCAAUGGGAAAGCCAUUUCUUAUCGGUCAUAUGGGAAAGCAUCUUUCUGUAGGUCAAAUGGGAAAGCAUCUUUCUGUAGAUCAAAUGUGAAAGCAUCUAUCUGUAGGCCAAAUGGGAAAGCAUAUUUCUGUAGGUCAAAUGGGAAAGCAUCUUUCUGUAGGUCAAAUUGGUAAGCCAUUUCUCAUAGGUCAAAUGGGAAAACACUUAAAAAAUGGGAAAGGUCAUAAUGAAGGUCAAAUGGGAAGACAGUGUUUCUUUAGUCCAAAAAAUGUUCUUUAGGUCAAACCGGAAGAACAUCUUUCUGUAGAUAAAAUGGA